Messenger RNA from Polypterus senegalus (gray bichir), 3050 nucleotides. RefSeq names its product ER degradation enhancer, mannosidase alpha-like 3 (gene edem3). The record is from RefSeq and is a predicted model, not a curated record. Gene Ontology annotation, biological process: carbohydrate metabolic process; endoplasmic reticulum mannose trimming; mannose trimming involved in glycoprotein ERAD pathway. The coding region runs from base 220 to 2937 and encodes 905 amino acids. Gene Ontology annotation, molecular function: mannosyl-oligosaccharide 1,2-alpha-mannosidase activity; calcium ion binding. NCBI's taxonomy places the organism in Eukaryota, Metazoa, Chordata, Cladistia, Polypteriformes, Polypteridae. The transcript is spliced from 19 exons. Gene Ontology annotation, cellular component: endoplasmic reticulum; membrane.
UGCCGACGUCAGUACGGAGGAGUCCAGCGUCAUCACCAUUAAGAGGACGAUGGCGGUGAAUCGAGGAAGCUGCCGUAUAGGCGCCAGUGGCUGUCAUGAUAGCGUGGCCUAUAGUGCCUGACAGCCCGGGAGAGAGGGACAUUAACGUGGAGCGUCGAGGCCAAGGCUUGGUACCGUUAACGGCAGCGCAGGAGCAGACAAAGGGCCUUCUAGGGCCGGAUGGCUGUGUUCAUGAAAACAGAAGGAGCCCCUGGCAGCUUUCAUGCCCUACAACGGGGGUGCACGGCGACCUGGGCAUUGACUUUGUUUCUGUCGCUGGUGUUUUCGCUAUCGGGACUCGGGCACAGCAUGACCAAAGAGGACCGGCACAAACUCAGGGAUCAAGUGCUUGAGAUGUUCGAUCACGCGUUCAGAAACUACAUGGACCACGCUUACCCAGCGGACGAGCUGAUGCCCCUGACGUGCCGGGGACGGGUACGAGGGCUGGAGCCCAGCCGGGGUGAUGUGGAUGACGCUCUGGGCAAGUUCUCCCUGACGCUGGUGGACACGCUGGACACCCUCGCGGUCCUGAACAAGCCAGAGGAGUUUGAGGAGGCCGUACGCCAAGUGCUGCAGGAUGUCCGGCUUGAUAACGACAUUGUCGUGUCUGUGUUUGAGACCAAUAUCAGGGUCCUGGGGGGGCUGCUGGGAGGCCAUUCCGUGGCUCUAAAACUUCAGGAAGACGGUCCGUACAUGUCUUGGUACCGUGGCGAGUUGCUGACCAUGGCCAAAGAACUGGGGCUGAGGCUGCUGCCGGCCUUUAACACGACGAGUGGGCUGCCGUACCCCAGGAUCAACCUGAAGCAUGGACUGCGGAGUCCCGAGGCCCGGACUGGCACAGAGACGGACACUUGCACGGCCUGUGCAGGGACCAUGAUCCUUGAGUUUGCAGCUCUUAGUCGAUUCACUGGGGACCCCAUCUUUGAGUUCCAUGCUCGAAGAGCUCUCGACUUCCUGUGGGAGAAGCGGCAGAGGAACAGCAACCUGGUCGGGACCACAAUCAACAUUCAUACGGGUGACUGGGUGCGCAGAGACAGCGGUGUAGGAGCUGGGAUUGACUCGUACUACGAGUAUCUGCUGAAGGCCUACGUCCUGCUGGGAGAUGAGCUCUUUCUGCAGCGCUUCAAUACGCACUACACGUCAAUAAUGAAAUACAUCAGCCAACCGCCGCUUCUCCUGGACGUUCACAUCCACAAGCCUCUGCUCAACGCCCGCACCUGGAUGGAUUCGCUGCUUGCCUUUUUCCCCGGAUUGCAGGUGUUGAAAGGAGACAUCCGGCCUGCCAUCGAGACUCAUGAGAUGCUUUAUCAGGUCACCAAGAAGCAUAACUUCCUGCCAGAGGCCUUCACCACAGAUUUCCGUGUCCACUGGGCACAGCACCCGUUACGGCCCGAGUUUGCCGAGAGCACUUACUUUCUGUAUAAGGCCACGGGGGACCCUUACUACCUGGAGGCUGGGAAGUCCAUCUUGGACAACUUGAACAAGUUUGCACGGGUGCCUUGUGGCUUUGCAGCAAUGAAGGACGUGCGGACGGGGAGCCAUGAAGACAGGAUGGACUCCUUCUUCUUGGCCGAGAUGUUUAAGUACCUAUUCCUGCUCUUUGCUGACAAGGAGGACCUGCUGUUUGACAUCGAGGAGUUUGUUUUCACAACUGAGGCUCAUCUACUUCCACUUUGGUUGUCCACCACAACCCGUGCCUGGCGGCAGACUAAUGCGACCGCACAACCCACGGAAGCGGCACCACUGGACGACAGCAACUUUGACUGGUCCUGCCCCAACACACGAGUGCUGUUUCCAAAUGACCCCGCCUUUGCCCAAAACAUCAGGGAGCCAGUAAGAGGGGUGGUAGACAAGAACUGCCCAAGGAGUGGCCAUCAGGGGAGCACCCCGUCUCCCUCUGCAAGGUCACACCCACCACUAAGGGCAAGGGACUUCAUGGCCAACAAUGCCGAGCAUCUAGACAUCCUGAAGCGCAUGGGUGUCUCUCUGAUCCACCUGAAGGAUGGCCGCGUGCAGCUGGUGCAGCAUGCCACCCAGGCGGCCAGUGCACUGGAUGCUGAGGAUGGCCUUCGCUUCAUGCAGGAGAUGAUCGAGUUGUCCAGCCAGCAACAGAAAGAGCAGCUGCCCCCUCGCGCUGUCCAGAUUGUCUCCCAGCCCUUCUUCGGGCGAGUGGUGCUCACUGCCGGCCCUGCCCAGUUUGGUCUGGACCUCUCCAAAAGCAGUGCUGGGGUACGUGGACUUGUGGCACUGGCCGAGCCCAUCAACGGCUGUUCUGAAGUAACCAACUCUGCCACCCUAGCAGGAAAAAUUGCUCUAAUGCAGAGGGGCCUGUGCAUGUUUGCAGAGAAAGCUCGACAUGUGCAAGAGGCCGGAGCCAUCGGGGGCAUCGUUGUGGAUGACAAUGAAGGAAGCAGCAGUGACACAGCCCCGCUCUUUCAGAUGGCAGGAGAUGGCAAGAGCACUGAUGACAUCACAAUCCCCCUGCUCUUCCUUUUCCAUAAGGAGGGUUCAAUCAUCCUUAAUGCUCUGCAGGAAUUCCAGGAGGUGGAGGUGCUGCUGUCGGACCGGGCCCGAGAUCGGGGAGAGGCCCCCAUCGGCGCCAAGCAGCCACCUGCAGCUUGCACACCCCCAAGUGAUAUGGUGGGUGUGGAGCACAAAAUUGGGGAAGACUGUUCUCCCGGUGAAGACAGUAUGUCUGACCCAGGUGCCCACAGACUGCACUCUGAAGAGCUGGAAAUGAAGGAUAAUAACCCAGUGGCAGAGCCGGGGCCAGAGCCAGAGCCCGAGCCCAAGGACAAGCAGGACCAGAAGGGCACUAGCCACACGAUUGAGUCAAUCCUCUCUGAUUGGAGAGAAGACAUUGAGGCCUUUCGGCAAAUGGAAAGAGAUGAACUUUGACCUCUGCCAUGGCUUUUUUAACCACCAGACGGAUAUAGUGCUCGUGGGGGCCAAUGUAGGCCUAAGUCAUUCCCAGACCACCAAGUCCAGUUCUUGGCUGCCCUAUGGAUUUG